CGAAAAGCAUAAACCUCACAAACCCCACAAAAAGAACACAAAGUUCACUUAAUUUCGCAGAUAGUUCCGGCUCUCGAUUCUUUGAUUUCUUCGGCUUCCUUCUUUCAUUGACCACACCAUGGUUUACAUAACAUCGUGGGACGAGUUCGUCGAUCGAUCCGUACAGUUGUUCCGCGCCGAUCCUGAAUCGGGGCAAAAUAAAUCAAAACACAUUGUACUAUUGCAAUUUCUUUUGCGGUUCCGAAAUUCUAUUGUUCAAUUUGAUAGUAACCCUAAGAUUUCUGAGUUAUAGUUUUUCUUUCCUUUUUUUCCCCAAGAAAUUAAAAGAGCUGCAUAGUAUUUUGCUUAGAGUAGUAGUAAAAUUGUUAUUUGUUUUUAUAAUUUUACUGAAUUUUUUGUUUAAUUCCUUUUUUCUGGAUUUGGAUCGCGGACUUAGACGCGAUAUUGUAUGAAGUACAGACAAUGUGAUGGCAAAUUGGUUCUCAAGGUCACCGAUAAUAAAGAGUGUCUUAAGUUCAAGACAGAUCAAGCACAAGAUGCUAAGAAGAUGGAGAAACUGAAUAAUAUCUUCUUCGCCUUGAUGGCUCGGGGACCUGAUGCGGAUGCGUCAGAAGUUACAGGGAAAGAACAGAUGGAAACACAGCCACCAAAGAAGGGAAGGGGAAGGAAACAAUAACUUGUAAGCUUGUAAACUGAUAGGUGUUUGGUCAAAUUUUAGACUCAUCAACACGCAAAAGAAUUUUUUGCAACUAAGAAAUGCCUGGUGGUUUAACUUCUGAAAAUAUUCAGGUUUCCAAAAUUUUCAUGGCAAUAGGAAGAUGAAAUUCUCUUAUGUUCCUGACUUUCUGGAUUUGCUUGGAUACAAAUUUUGCUAGUUCAUGUUGGUUGGCGUGCAUUUCUCUUUCU
Rubroshorea leprosula is the source of this 906-nucleotide messenger RNA. The record is from the annotation of a GenBank genome assembly. NCBI's taxonomy places the organism in Eukaryota, Viridiplantae, Streptophyta, Magnoliopsida, Malvales, Dipterocarpaceae.